This is a messenger RNA of Motacilla alba alba, 9980 nucleotides long. RefSeq names its product VPS41 subunit of HOPS complex (gene VPS41). The transcript has 29 exons. Lineage: Eukaryota; Metazoa; Chordata; Aves; Passeriformes; Motacillidae. Gene Ontology annotation, biological process: protein targeting to vacuole; cellular response to starvation; vesicle-mediated transport. Bases 44 to 2608 code for a protein of 854 amino acids. Gene Ontology annotation, cellular component: late endosome; HOPS complex. The record is from RefSeq and is a predicted model, not a curated record. Gene Ontology annotation, molecular function: protein binding.
CGCCGGCUUCCGGCCCCCCACGUGACAGCUGCCUGGCUGCGCCAUGGCGGAAGCCGGGGAGAAGGAAACCAGGUCUUAUGAGGAGUCAACAGAUGAAUCUGAGGAAGAUGAGAGUGAAGAAGAACCUAAGCUCAAGUAUGAACGGCUUUCUAAUGGAGUGACUGAAAUUCUCCAGAAGGAUGCAGCCAGCUGCAUGACAGUGCAUGAAAAGUUUUUGGCACUGGGAACACAUUAUGGCAAAGUUUAUUUACUUGAUGUCCAGGGGAACAUCACACAGAAGUUUGAUGUUAGCCCAGUGAAGAUAAAUCAGAUCAGCCUGGAUGAAAGUGGAGAACACAUGGGUGUUUGCUCAGAAGAUGGGAAGGUACAAGUGUUUGGAUUAUAUUCAGCAGAAGAGUUUCAUGAAACGUUUGACUGUCCUAUUAAAAUUGUUGCUGUUCAUCCUCAAUUUGUAAGAUCCCAUUUCAAGCAAUUUGUAACAGGAGGAAAAAAGUUGCUGUUAUAUGAAAGAGGUUGGAUGAAUAGAUGGAAGCCUUCGAUUUUACAUGAAGGGGAAGGAAAUAUAAGAAAUAUAAAAUGGAGAGGGCACUUAAUUGCUUGGGCUAAUAAUAUGGGCGUGAAGAUACUUGACAUGAUCUCCAAGCAAAGAAUUACCAAUGUGCCUCGAGAUGACAUAAGCCUUCGCCCAGAUAUGUAUCCCUGCAGCCUUUGCUGGAAGGAUAAUUUAACACUGAUUAUUGGCUGGGGAAAUUCAGUAAAGAUUUGCUCAGUAAAAGAGCGGCAUGCCAGUGAAAUGCGUGACCUACCAAACCGCUACGUGGAAAUAGUUUUCCAAUUUGACACCGAAUUCUACGUCAGUGGACUUGCACCUCUCUGUGACCAGCUUGUUAUACUUUCAUAUGUAAAGGAGAUCUCCGAAAAAACGGAGGUGGAGUGUUGUGCAAGGCCUAGACUCGAUAUUGUACAGCCCCUGCCCGAGUCCUGUGAAGAGAUCUCUUCUGAUGCACUAACAGUACGAGGAUUUCAGGAAAAUGAAUGUCGUGAUUAUCAUUUAGAGUAUUCGGAAGGUGAAUCACUUUUUUAUAUCAUCAGCCCAAGAGAUGUGGUUGUGGCCAAAGAGCGGGACCAAGAUGAUCACAUUGACUGGCUUCUUGAAAAGAAGAAAUACGAAGAAGCUUUGAUGGCAGCUGAGAUCAGUCAGAAAACCAUAAAAAAGCACAGGAUUUUGGACAUUGGCUUAGCCUAUAUAAAUCACCUGAUGGAGAAAGGAGAGUAUGACCUGGCUGCUCGAAAGUGCCAGAAAAUCCUUGGCAAAAACACAGAACUUUGGGAAUUUGAAGUUUACAAGUUUAAAGAAAUAGGUCAGCUUAAAGCAAUUAGUCAUUACUUGCCAAGACGAGAUCCAGUUUUGAAACCUCUGAUCUACGAAAUGGUCCUGCAUGAAUUUUUGGAAAGUGACUAUGAGGGGUUUGCAACCCUAAUAAAAGAAUGGCCUGGAGAUCUGUACAACAACACAAUCAUAGUUCAAGCUGUAGUGGAUCACCUGAAGAAAGAUCCACAGAACAGGACUUUGCUACGAACACUUGCAGAAUUGUACACUUAUGAUCAGCGCUAUGGUAGAGCCCUAGAAAUCUACCUAACUCUGAGGCACAAAGAUGUCUUCCAGUUGAUCCACAAGCACAAUCUCUUCAGUUCUAUCAGAGACAAAAUUGUUCUGCUCAUGGAUUUUGAUUCAGAGAAAGCGGUAGACAUGCUUUUGGAUAAUGAAGAUAAAAUUUCCAUUGACAGAGUUGUUGAAGAAUUAGAAAACAGGCCUGAGUUACAGCAUGUGUAUUUACACAAGCUUUUCAAAAGAGACCACCAUAAAGGCCAACGAUAUCAUGAGAAACAGAUCAGUCUUUAUGCUGAAUAUGAUCGACCAAACUUACUUCCAUUUCUCAGAGACAGCACACACUGCCCACUGGAGAAGGCUCUUGAGAUCUGCCAGCAGAGGAACUUUGUAGAAGAGACAGUCUAUCUUCUGAGCAGAAUGGGUAAUAGCCGCAGUGCCUUGAAGAUGAUAAUGGAAGAAUUGCAAGAUGUAGAUAAAGCUAUUGAAUUUGCCAAGGAACAAGAUGAUGGAGAACUUUGGGAAGAUCUCAUUUUAUAUUCUAUUGACAAACCACCUUUUAUUACUGGUUUGUUGAACAAUAUUGGAACCCAUGUCGAUCCUAUUCUUUUGAUCCACCGCAUUAAGGAAGGCAUGGAGAUUCCUAAUUUGAGAGACUCACUAGUGAAAAUUCUUCAGGACUACAACUUGCAGAUCUUGCUGCGGGAAGGGUGCAAAAAGAUACUCGUCGCCGAUUCUCUUUCUUUAUUGAAGAAAAUGCAUCGAACUCAGAUGAAGGGUGUUUUAGUGGAUGAGGAGAAUAUCUGUGAAUCAUGUCUGUCUCCAAUACUUCCUUCAGAUGCAUCCAAGUCCUUCAGUGUGGUAGUGUUCCACUGCAGACACAUGUUUCACAGGGAGUGCCUACCUGUAUCUAACACAGUGUCUUCUGUCCAAUUCUGCAAUAUAUGCAGUGCAAAACAUAGGGGGCCAGGAAGUGCAGUCCUGGAGAUGAAGAAAUAGCUGUGGUCCAGUUCUCCAUGUCAGUCAGACACCAAAUCUGUUAGGACCAUGCAGAGGCACUGUAAUUUUCCAUUUCUGUACAUAAUUUUGAUUGUGAUUUAAAAGUGGUUCCUGAAGUUUAUCCUGUUUAUUGAAUAUUUUGAGUAAUGAGAAAAUGUGAAAAUUUUUGUCUGGUAAGUCUUUGUUAUGCAGUGGUUUCUUUGCUCAGCUUGUUACUUCAUUCUGGAACAGAAAAAAAAAUAAAACAAGAGGAAAAACCCACGCAAUUUAGAGAUUUGUGUUUGCUAUCAGUUAAUGUGCUUUACAGUUUGGAACCACAUCAGGCUUAUGGUUGGAUAUUUUAAAGGAAAAUGUAAUGCCAUGAAUUCGGCUCACCAGACUACUUCAGUCCUGAUUUAGUCUAUUAGGGACCUGUUUACCUUGAGACCCAUAGGAGUCUGACUCCUUUCAGUGGAAUUGCUUUAGAACUUGAAGCUGUGUGCCAACUCAUAUCUUCAGUUAACAAACUUGUUAACUGUGAAUUCCAUACAUUUGCAGUUUGCCUUGGUUACACAUUCAUAGUUCAUUAGAAACUGGUUAAUUUCUCAAUUAAUCUUCACAAUGCAGUAGUUUAAAGUGAGCUUUUCUCAUGUUCAACUCAUCCACAAACUUUAUUUUUAAAAGUCAGCAGUAGGUCUUUAUGCUUAUUUUAUGUAUGGUUGAAGUGCAUUUAAGUGCAAGGGAAAAACAUGUAUCUGACUUUUCAAAGGUAAGAUCUCUAGAAGUUUCUUCUGGCCUUAGCAGUUUAACAGCUAAGUUAAAUAAGUCAGUUGGAUGUUAACAAAAUGAUAGUUGUCAUUUGAACUGCGUUCUGUUUUGUUGAUCCAAAGGAUCAUCUUUGAGAAUGUCUUCACAGAAAUGUAAUCUGUUUAUAAAUUAUGCUGACAAAAUUCCAUAUAAGCAUCUUUUCCUUAAGAAAAGUAAUCAAAACUCCCAAGUUUUCUGCUUUUUAAUAACUUGAGUUUGAAAGUAAAAAUAUAUUGUUUUGCUAUCAAAUUGUACUGUUUGAACAAGUUAACAUAGUAACAUACUAAGUUCUAAACCAAUGGUAUAUACUGCAGUCUAUCUGUAAAACUGGAAAAUAUGGUACCUCUAAUACAACACUUUCUUCUAUACCUUAUUCCCGUGUAAGUACACCUCAAAAUAAGUACUACUGUGGAAACUUGGAUUUCUAGUUUAUGUAUAUUCAUAAUAUUCUUUUAAAAUCCUUUAGGCAAUUGGUCUAGCAAUCUAAGGAAUGAUUUUGUGUUGUCCAUUGUGCAGAUCUGUAUAAUACUGGAAUAAAAAUUUAUAUGUUUAGAAAUGCUAGGAUUUAUUCUGCAUGAUUACAUAGGCAAAACAAUCAUUAAAAGAAUAGAUCUUUUCAAAAGCAUACUAAUCUUCUGUGUUAACACAGAUAGUUGAGAAAAAAAAAUUGUGCAAACUAUUAAUGAAUAUAGAUUAGGUGGAAUAACAGAAGGGUAGGAAGUUUGUAGUGCAGGGAAUAGUCUGCAUACAUCAAGCUUCACCCAUAAGAAUUUGUGCCUGGCUUUGCAGCUGUUCGUUUUCAGCGGCUAGUACAUAUUCUCAGGUAUACUGUUCCUUUAUCUGUUCUUCACAACACUGAUCAGGAAAGCUGCUUUGAUUCCUAGUAAAUGAAAUGUUCCAGUGACCUCAAGGAUGGAUGUUUGAGUUUUUGCAUGCCAUGUAAAAGUUUAAAAACUUUUUUAAACCCCUCUUCUUCAGUAGCUUUAAACAGCUUUUCUAUGUUCUAUAAGAAUUGCUCUAUUCUAUACGUUCUAUUGUUCUCUUCUAAUUGUUCUAUUCUAUAUGCAUUCUAUAUUCUAUAUUCUAUGUUCUAUAAGAAUUGCAUUCCUAAGAAUGCAAUAAGCUGUCAGCUUACAGGAGGAAAAAGUCAAACUACUUGUAAAGCUAUAUAUGGAAAAGUGUCCUGUAGAUAUGAUAAUGUCAAGAAGGAAUAUUUUUUACUUCAGCUUGGCCUUAAAUUCCCUAAAGCAUUUGAGCAUUCUGUGACUCAGUUUGCUUGUCUGCCAUCAUCAGCAGUCAUACUGCAUUAUAGCCUGGCAUAUUGUUUGCAUUAUGCAAGUAAUUUUAAAUCUCUGUAUGAAAAUCUAAUCAAAAUCUUCUCUAAAUCCAAAGCUUCUUUCAUUUGGGCUUCAGGGACUACCCUUUUCAUGUUCCUGAAGUCUAAAUUUGCUCAUUAAGAUUCAUCAGGAAAUGUGCAGACUUGACUUUGAUUCACUCUUCUUCCUAAGAAGCCUUUACAUCAUAGAAAACAUCUGAUAUUAGAGUCUAAAAUAUUUAUCUACCCAAGAGCUUUUCUUCUGAAGAAGAACUUUGCGUGAGAAUUAACUGUAAAGUUGCAAAGCCUAUCAGAAAAUUACAGAGUAGCACUUAAUCAGUUUCAACUGCACUUACUUCAGAUGACAAAAUUCUUGUGCUUCUAAGGUAAACUUAAACUUGAAAGCUAUUUUUUCUCUGAUACAUCCAGUUCUGUGUGAGUUCUUGACCGAUAAAGGUAACUGAAAGGAUUUGUGAUGGAUCAAAUAAGUAUAAAUUGGUUUGUCAUAUCAAAAGAGAGAAAACUAUUUUGGCUUGUAAGCAGGACAUCUCACCCCCGCCACAAGAACUUAUGUUUUUAACCAGUCUGAUAACUUAAACAGGACAAGCUGUCUUGUAGAGAGUUAUUUUCAUGCCUUGGGAUUUAUACUGGUCUCCCAGCUACCAAAAACCAUCUUGCUGCUGAAGUGAGAUCUAGCAAGAUAGGUUGGAUUUCUGACUGACAGACACUCACUUUACAAACUAUGAAAACCAAACUUUCACAAAGCAGAAAUCUUCUAUACCUUUUCCUGGAAAUGUAUGGAGCUUUCCUCAUGAGUAGGGAUGCCUAAUUUGCAGUUACUUUGUUACUUUCCAGGGGUUAAGUGAAGGAAUCUGUCUACGUUACUGUCAUUUUGGCUGUAAGUUACAUUUGACUUCUAAUCAGUACUAUUUCUUUUGGUAGCUUUACUAUAGGUACCUUGAUAUAGUGCAGCAUUAUAUGUUACACUCUAAUCUACUAGUAGUUCUUUACUUUUAUACUUUGUAGUAAGUACUUUUAAAUUCUGAUCAAGAUUUUUAUGUGUUAUCUCUUUUCUGUUUAAUAAGUAAUUCAUUUUUAUAAAUAGACCUUGAUCUGCCAUCCUUAGAACUUGCCAAAGUGAUUUCUUAAAUUUAAACUGUUGUCAAAAUGUGAGCCUAAGGCAGGGCUUGUUUAAAGCUCCCACUCAUCCUGUGACAGGCUGAAGUGAGUCUUCAGAUGAUUUUUCUCAUCUAUCCUUGUUUUAUUAUUUUAAAUCCCCAAUGCUGUGUGAUAGGCUGGGUGAAAAUGUUGGGCUACACUGAAGAAUCUUGGGGGCCCAAGAGAGUGGGGAGCUAGAGGUGUCUGCUAAGCAGGAGGCUAUUUACUCCUGCUGAGAGCUCAGUUAAAGCGGACAGCAUCAUGAUAAAGGGUGACUUCUGCAAAAGGAGGAGUUAAUUGUUCUACUGAAUCAGCAAUGUAUUGAAUCAACUGUGUGUGGUAGUUGGGCAAGAGUCUGCUGCCCACCAUGACAUGAUUCAGUGGGUCAGUUAAUACCUCAAGAAGUUGUUCUGUAGACAGAGGUAUGUUUUCUAAAGCUGCACUACAGGAAACCUUGAACACAUUGGGUAUUGUGUGUUGGAACGUAAGUUCCGUUUCUAACACUGAACUUGUGUUACAGAGCAAGAGCAAAGACAAAAUUAUCUGCUUCCCCAUUUUUGGAUGCAUAUCAUAUUCCAUAUGGUAUCAUAUUCCAUACAUUUUGGCUGAUAAUUGGGUGGAGGUUGUCAGUAUUCUGUGUAGAAUGCACAGGUUGGUCUAGCACAUUUUCAUAGUAGGAAAUUUAAUCACUUUCCAUCUUAGGCUUAAUGUUUAUUCAGCUGGAGUCUUUUAAGCAGGCACUGUUCUGUUUUUUGCUAUUGAGUAGACUACCACCAUGGUUUUCUGCUUGCUGAGUAGAGUUACUGACUGUAAUUCAACGGAGCUGGAAUUGCAAAUAAUCUCUUGAAUAAAAAAGUCACAGUGGAUUUCCUGCUUCUGAAAUGAUGUGAUUUAGCAUUCAAGUACUGUAUGUCUGCAGUCACCUUGGAAAUACAGUGCCAUCUCUGCAGGUUGGUUGCACUGGUCCUUGCCUAUGCUAUUUGACAGCAGUUUGUAAAACUGUUUGUAGAAAAAUUCUUCUGAACAAGAGUGAUUAUCUGAAUAAGCAAAAAUCUCUCUGAGAAGCUAGUUUCCCAUCUCUUAUUGUAGAGUUCUGGCCUCUUAUACAGACAGUAUAAUUUUUACCCCUGUUUGUAAAUGCUAGACAUAACAUCAGGAUCUCUUCCUCUCUGGAAAGCUUCCCUCUCGAGUGCAUCUUUGCCAAAUUCUUGCUGUAAAUCAACUGCUGUACUUUCAAAGUAACUUAAACAAGACUAGCAAGAAAAUAAGUACCUCAUGUAGAGAAUGACUAAUUAUAUACUUUUGGUCUACUGUGCCAUGAAAGAUUAAUUUACUUUUGGAAUUAGAAAUAUCCAUAGAUUAUGUGUUUUCAAUUCUUCAAGACAAUGUGUGUUUUCUUUUACUGUAAUCAGAUGUUAAAUUAUGCAGAAAAUGGGGUAUCUGAAGUAUCUGAGGCAUCAAAUGCAGAAGAGUGUGUGAGAAGUUCUAAGAGAAGUUAAUGAGUCAUAGUGGGAAUGACCUAAAUUUAGCCUUUAAAGCCUUCCAUAAAUGGGGACCAUAAUAAGUUUUUGCAGUAGAGCAGGUCUUAGGGGUUCUGCUAAGUUCUGACUGCGACAUUCAGCCAGGAGUCUGUAAUGUGAAUGGACAAGACUGCCAGUGGCAUCUGCUCCUGGAUUGCGCUUAGGACCAGUCAUGGUGCAGGAGUCAGAAAUGUGCUGAGUGGAGGCUGAUACCCCUCCCGCCUGAAGGAGCUGCCAGAGGUGGAGGUGCAGUAGUAUAGUUAAGGGCUAGGAAGUGACAGGAGCUGCAGAGGGCACUUGAAUUGUUGGUAGGGUUUUUCUGCCCUUGCUUUUAGUCAGAUCCCAGUAGAAUUUAAGUCCAGUUACAUUGACAAGGUAAUGGUACCUUGGUGUCUGAUUGCCAUAAAAUCACAUUUAGCAAGACAUCCGCUGGAUGACACAUUCCAAAUAGUGUUCACAGAGGAUACAGAUUUAUCUGUUUCUGGUGAGAAUUAUGGAUGGGAGCCACAAUAAAUAGGUUGUGAAUUUUUUAAAAAUCAGUUUAAUUGAAAUGUUCUUAAAAAUUAGUAACUGUCAUGUUGUGCUUGCAGUAAAGUAGUAGCAUGGGAAGGUGCAGAUGACAACAGUGUUUUCUUGUGUAGGACCCAUUCAGUAGCAGCUAUUUUUGCAUGUGCUGGCACAAGAAACACUGAAGCAGUUUUCAGUGUGUCCAACUCUAGUGUGUCUCUAUUGAGUCUUCAUCUGGAAUUUUUCCAAAAUCGUGAAGAUCUUUAGUUAAGCAAAGCCAAAGUUGGGAAGCAUUUUCCCUGUGUUUCCUUGAACAUUUCAGCCAAGAAUAUAUUUCUGGCAUAACUUAGUUCUAUGCUGUACAGACUUUCAUUCUGUCUGCAGUAUCAAAAGACUUUCCAGUGAUGUGCUAAGUAUGUUCCAUUUACAUUAUUUCAUAACCAUUCUUUCUCUCUUUUUCUCUUUCUCCUCUUCACGGCUCACCACUCUUCUCUGAAUAUAAGCAUUGGAGUGUGUGCCUAUUUUUGAAUUGUGUAGUGAUUUUCAGUCAUUAUCUGCAAACACGCUGUGCUGUGUGUUAAAGUAUGUGCUUUGUAUAUCCUGUGGAAGGAUAUCCAGGUCUUUGUUCAUCCUUAGUUCCUGGGGGAGUUCAUUAUCUGGUGUCAAGCUAAGGAAAACAUUUUCCUUCAGAGGCAAACUUUCCAGGACAACAUUUUCAGUGGUGCAAAGAGAAUCACUGAGAUAGGAAGGGACCUUUCAGAUCAUCUAAUCCAGUUCCUCUGCUCCAGCACUGGUUGCUCCAUCACCUUCCCAGGGACUGAUUGAGUCUAACAAGCCUGUGGUUUUCCUGAUCCUACUUCUUGCUCUCUGAAGUUUAUUAUAGGGUUAAAAUGAGAACUAGAACUUUGAAGAGUAAGAUUUACUCUUUUCCAGUCUUCAGAAACCUCUUUUGAUUGACAUGGUCUUUCAAAGAUAAUCAAAAACAUCUUUUUCAUGCUGUAGGCUUUGUGCCUGGGUAUUUUAUAGUGUUGCAGUCAGUCCAGAAAUGAAGGCAGUAUAAACUACUGUUGGGCUAAAUCAUGUUCCCCAGCCAAAGAGGAGAUACUCCUAAAUGCUUGGCUUGGGCAGAAGUGUUAUUCACGGAAGCACCACUGAGUUCCUUAGCAGUGGCAAAAAUGCAGCAGCCACUGCCAUCUUGGUCCAAGAGCAGCCACAUGGAUGGGACUACGCAGCUGAGAUCGGGGCAGCCGGGGCAGCAACACACAACUGCAGCGAUUUCAGCAUGGCUUGCAAUGAUCUUUUUUUCCUUGGCCACUUUUAGCCAGCCAUACUGUGAACGGAAGGGCAAAUGUGGCAGCAACAGCUUUUCCAUUUUGGGACUCCACAUGGAGAGGUGCUGAGUGGAGCCAGCAGCCGGCACGGCCUGCAUGGUGCCAGCUGGGACCGCAUGACCAGCAGUGAGAGGCUCGCAAGCAAUUCCCCAGACAGGAUCAAUCUUUCAGUGUUGCAGAACUCUAUAAUAUCUUUUCAAUUAAUAGAACUUGAGAACAAAUGAACCUACAUACACCAGUUGUCUCCUGAGUCAGAGAAAAAGUGAAGAAAAGUGAGAACUAUAUGGCAACACUAAAGUCAGUGCAAAAGGAGGGAGGGGGAGGAGGAAGUUCUCUGAGUGUUGAGCUGAGAUUCUUACUGUGGUAGGUGAGUAAUGCAAUGAUUGACUCUCACAAUUAACAGGCAAAUAUCAUGUAUAUAGGUUAAGAAAAGUUUUAUAGAUUUAUAGUUAUGUUUUACCCCCUCGCAUUGUUACCAAGAGACAGCCAGGGUUGGGACAUUUGGGAGGGUCGGCUUGUCACUAUGGGAACAUCUGACCUCCAAUCAGGAUUUGAGGAAGAGAUCUCCACCACUGGACAGCAAAGAAGGCGUCGAUGGACAGAACUUUGGGAGGGGUUAAAAGGUGAAACCUCCAUUGUGUGGACGAGCACAUGGUGGGGAUAAUCCUUUGCUCCCAGCGCUGUAACAUUUUCUCUAUUCAAUCUUCUGUUCUAUUUUUGAUAAGGUUUAAUAAACCAUUCUAAAAUUAUAAAAA